AAAUAAAAUGUUCAUGACGUUACCAAAAUAGAUGUUCUAUUAUCAAGCGUCAAAACUGAAACGCAAUUGAAUAUUGUCAGACUGCCUAAGUGACUAUUAUUUCAGAAAUAUAAACAUAUCUUUAGCAAUAUGUUUCGUUUACGACCUGUUGCCAGUACCCUUCAUGAAAACCUCAAAUGUGGUUGCACAAAAUUAGAGAAAGUCAUACUUCAUAAGAACAAGUAUAUUGAUGACAGAGCAAUGAAAGGACUUGCAUAUGGACAUGCAACACUCACAUAUGUGCAAGUUUCAGAAUGCUUAAACGUCACAGAUAUGGGACUAAAAGAAAUAAAGUCUUUAAAAAAUUUGAAAACAUUGGUACUGUUUAAUUUAUUUAGUGUAAACAAUAUUGAGGAAAGUAAGCAGUUCUUACAGUCAAAUCUUCCUGAUUGCAAAAUAUUAGGUCAAGAAAAUAAAAUAAAUAGUUAAAUAAGCAGAUUUUUUUGUGACAUAUAACAAAUUAUUAUUGGGAAUGUUAAAAGAAAGAUACAGUUAUAAAUAUAAUAUUUAAUUAUCAA
Melitaea cinxia (Glanville fritillary) is the source of this 557-nucleotide messenger RNA. RefSeq lists its product as uncharacterized. Lineage: Eukaryota; Metazoa; Arthropoda; Insecta; Lepidoptera; Nymphalidae. Bases 130 to 468 code for a protein of 112 amino acids. The transcript is spliced from 4 exons. The record is from RefSeq and is a predicted model, not a curated record.